UGUUUAGCCUUCACCUUUUCUCGUUCUUUCUUUCUUUCUUCCCAUUUUGGUGAAACCUCUUAUAUCAUCAUCCCAUGCCAAAAUCAACUGUCUCCCUGCAUGCUUUUCAAAUCUCAAACACCUCGGGAAGAGGUAGAUUAUAAGAAGGAGAGAGGUUAUUCGGGUCCUAAACGGGUCGACCCUAUUCCCCCUUCUCCUCUCUUUUCUUCUUCCCCUCUAUAAAUCCUAGCAAACGAAAAUUUCUUUUUCUUUGUACCGAAAACCAGAAAUCAAGAGUGAACUACACUAAGAGUUGAGCCAAUCUUUAACUUCAAGAUUUAGCCAGAGAAAGAAAGUGAACUACAGUAAGAGUUGAGCCAAUCUUCAGUUUUUUUUUUUUUUUAAGAUAUAGACAGAGAAAGAAAGUGAACAAGAAAAUGGUGAAACCAAUGGAGCAUGUAUUUAUCCCUCAUGACCUUCCUGAGUUUUUUAAGAUUUAUUACCCUGAAAUAUGCUAUCCGCAACUGAGAAUUCCACCUGCCUUUCUGAAGUUUUUCAAUGGAGAUAUUCCUUCGAUCGCUGUGCUUGAAGAUCUUGCGGCGAGAUCUUGGAAGGUUGCUGUGGAAAAGAAUGACUAUGAUUUAUUUUUCAAGGGAGGCUGGCCAGAUUUUGUGCAAGAAAAUAAUUUAGAAUUUGGAGAGUUUCUAACAUUUUCCUAUGCUGGAAACUCGAAGUUUUAUGUUAAAAUAUAUGGGAAAAAUGGCAGCUUGAAGCAGGACGUAAUUCCUAUCAAAGAGCCUGAGCUAGUUCCACUGGAUGAAGAAAAUGCGCAGGAGAAAGCUAUUGUAGCUCGGCCAGCUGAUCAAACACUUAAUGGAUCAGGUCACUUGGUUGCUUCAGUCACUUCAUUCGAAGUUGUCAUUAUGGCAUCCCACUUAAAAAGAGCACGCAUGAAUUUUCCUGCUACAUUUGGCAAUAGAUAUAGAUACUCGAAGAGGGAGCAACCACUUGUGGCUACUCUUCAAGUUGGCAGUGCUAGUUGGCCCGUUAAUGUUCUGUCCAAUGAUAGACUUGAAAUUCGGAAAGGGAUACGCAAAUUUAUACGCGAUAAUGCUUUGCGUGUUGGAGAUGUUUGCCGUUUUAAGCUGAUUGAUGAGGAGAAGUUCAUACUGAAAGUUCGCAUUAUGCGAUAGCCCAAGUAAAGUAGUCAUAAAAAUAUAGGCAAAAUCUCUGUGAUCAUUCAGCUUAAUGUUUGGGUAAAAUAUUUCUACUUGAGAGGGAGGUUGUAAUAGAAAGGUUGAUGUACCAGAAAUCUAAAUCAAUGAAUUUACAGCUAGCAUUCUAUCA
Messenger RNA from Lycium ferocissimum, 1326 nucleotides. RefSeq names its product B3 domain-containing protein REM21-like. The transcript has 6 exons. Lineage: Eukaryota; Viridiplantae; Streptophyta; Magnoliopsida; Solanales; Solanaceae. Gene Ontology annotation, molecular function: DNA binding. Bases 417 to 1172 code for a protein of 251 amino acids. The record is from RefSeq and is a predicted model, not a curated record.